AUGCAGUUAGAACCUCCACUCGUUCUCGUUGCUCACUCAUACGGGGCGAUCAUUGCCCGCGAGUAUCUCCACCUCUAUGACAGUGACGUUGCAGGAAUGAUCCUUGCUGAUGGCUCCACCGAGCGCCAAUGUGACUAUUUUCGUCUCCCGGAUCCUGAUAUCAAUGCCGUAUUGGGCGAUCUCAGGGUGGCGCAGGUAACAGGGCUUCGGCAAGAAGCGAGACUAUCGCGAGAUGAGUGGAGGGAACGAGCGAUUGAUAUUUCGCGCGGGGCUGCCGCUGCUGCCCAGACAGAAGCUAAUUCGCAUGCACUGAAUAUAGUUUGCCGCACGCUUGGGGACAAAGGACAGUUUCAGAACCGGGCGAUGCGGGAUCGGCCUGUGAGUGUGAUUCGCUGUGGUAUACGGGACUUUGAGCGCAUCUACGAGGCGGGAAUUGAGGCGGGCAAUGGGACGACAGAGCAGAGACAGGCGUUUCGAAGGCUGUUGGAUCGUUUGCCGUUGAUUGACCAGGAUGCUAAAGAAGAGCAGCUUCAGCUCUCAUCGAAUACGCAUCUUGUUUACCUGCCGGAGUGUGGCCACAACGUUCAUUUGACACGCCCGGACGUGGUGGCGGAAGAAAUCCGGUGGGUGCUGGGGCGUGUUGACCAGUGGCAGGCUCUGGGGCGGGACGAGCUGAAGCUUUGA
Molecule: messenger RNA, 684 nt
Organism: Penicillium cosmopolitanum
Lineage: Eukaryota; Fungi; Ascomycota; Eurotiomycetes; Eurotiales; Aspergillaceae
Product: alpha/beta fold hydrolase
Exons: 1
Coding region: 1-684 (227 amino acids)
Source: RefSeq, a predicted model, not a curated record